AUGCGUUUUAUUCCAAUUCUUCUUAUUGCUGUUUUGGCCUUCAUUGCCAUCAUCGAAGGCUGUCUCGAGGGAGAUUGUGAGCAUCCAGAAAGAAAUGAAGAGCCAAGAGAUGACGGAGGAAAAUUUUUCAACUUCAACGGUGACAACAACAAGGCUGGAUUUGUUUCGGAGGUCACAGGCGUUCCAAACUACAAGGAAUGCAAAUCUGAUCAAGAUUGUCGCUACGAGUUCAACGGGAAGUUAAUCGCUGCAUCGACGGCAAAUGCAACAAUUAUACCCCACCGUACUAAAAUUGGUCGUCCAUUCCGAAAUCAAAUGUUCAUUGGGAUAAUGUUCAAUUUUCUCUGCAUAAAUCAUUUCAAAGCAACUUUUCGCUUUGUAGUUUUCUGA
Messenger RNA from Caenorhabditis remanei, 390 nucleotides. RefSeq lists its product as uncharacterized. NCBI's taxonomy places the organism in Eukaryota, Metazoa, Nematoda, Chromadorea, Rhabditida, Rhabditidae. The record is from RefSeq and is a predicted model, not a curated record. Bases 1 to 390 code for a protein of 129 amino acids. The transcript has a single exon.